Messenger RNA from Podarcis lilfordi (Lilford's wall lizard), 4355 nucleotides. Lineage: Eukaryota; Metazoa; Chordata; Lepidosauria; Squamata; Lacertidae. The record is from the annotation of a GenBank genome assembly.
AUGAACUUCUUCUUAGACUAUGCAAUUUGUAACCGUGGGACGAGCGCCUACGCGCCCAAGGACUACCAGCAUCUCGACCAAGGGACAACUUCCUUCCCAUCUUGCUCAGGUACCUCUCCUUCUUGUGACAGCUAUCAUCAAGAGGGACGCUUCGGGACGACGGGGGUGGGCGCUGCUGGGCUCAACGCCCACCACCACCAGCAGCAGCACCACCAGCAGCAGCAGAACUCCAGCUACCCUCCUCCUCUUCCUCCCAACCCUACUGGCCUUGGCAUCUCCUUCGCGGGGUCAUCCCAGCCAUCGGGUACAGGAUAUUCGGCAGCCCCCAACUGCAGCCCAAGCUUCGCCAACCAGCAGUUCUUCCUCGGCCCCCAGGAGACGGAUGGAGGCUACUUCCAGCCCUCGGCCUACCCUGCCAGCAUGGCUCCUUCUUCCUCGUCUUCCUCUGCUUCCAGCCUCGGAAGCUUACCUGACGGUUUCUGUGCCACCCCGGGCCAGUUCCAGCCCCACCUCUAUGGACCUGAGCAGGGUGGCUAUUUGCAAGGGGCUUUUGGCAACCUUUCCCCGCCCUUACAGGAGAACAAAGACCCGCGGGCUUGCUCGGGCCAGCCAUGCCCCAUGGCUGCCACCACCGGCACGGCCACCACCCAGACCUUUGAAUGGAUGAAAGUGAAAAGGAACCCUCCUAAAACAGGUAAAGCCCCCUCGGUUCCCUUUUACAAGACGAGGGGAGGCUAGCAGAGGCUGGUUUCCAUAUUCCCCCCCUCCACUGGAAGGUGGUUGUUGUGCCUUACUCCAGAGCAUCCCAAGAGCACGUGACUUGUGGAGUCACAUGGAGGCAGGAUCUGGUCCAGAAAAACAAUACGCUUAGGCCCUGCCAUCACCAACUUUCCCAUCUCUGGCCAGAACGCAAAAACCAUGAUGGGUUAAGUGAGUAUAUAGAACAGAGGGCGUGGGUGGAAAGGAAACGGAUGGUACAAUCUGCCUCUGUUUCCAAAGUUGCCCGAGGGGAGAGAGAAGGCCAGCGUUAGCUUUAGGCCCUGAGAGGCGGACGGAGGUUCAAGCUGCAGAAUGGGAUCUAGUGGAGAAAAGGACGGGAUCUUUCCUUCCCAGGGAUCACCUCCCCAUCUGGUUAUGGGGCAGGCAGGCUUGUCUCAUUCAUUAUGUGAUAUGUGUAUGCCGCUUUUCAGACGGACAUUGCCUCUCAGGGCUCUCUCACAGCACUCAGAAAACGUGACACCAGUUCAUUUGGUUGGCGUUUCACCCAGCAUGUAGAGGCACACAUGCGCACGCGCGCAACCAGCUCUUCUAACAUUCCGCGGCACUUUCACUCUUUGGUCCAUGCCCACGAGAAGAGAAUCAGUGUUUCCCCCUCCCCCACGCGCGUGUUAUAAAGGCAUGUCUGAGCCGAGUCGAGAAUGGUGGUCCUGUGGCUGCUUCUUCACACCUGCAAUUGGCCGCUGCAGCAACAAGGUUACCGCUAAAUGCUGCUCCACCAAGCCUCUGCCAGUGAAAAUCAGGACUGCCUCACACCAUUCACCCACAAGGGUAGAGGAGUCUAGUGGUGGGCAUGGCAUCCUGAAGACAACUUUCCUACUGCUGUAGUCAGUCCGGGCACGCGCAAAGCCCGCGAGACCCAUCCCCUCUAAAUGUGGGAACUGGGAAGUGUCCAUUGGGUGCGUGUCAGGCAUAGUACCAGCUAGAGCAGUCCUGGCUUUUCCUAUGGCGGCUCAGCCCAGCGCUGGGUUUUUCUGAUGGGCAGCAUCCUCUGAGGUUGGGGUGGCCGAGUCUUUAAUUCCUUGGAGGGUAGGGAGGCGCCUUCUCUUGGAGGAGUACUCCUUGACGUCUGUGAGCGGCAACCAUUCCAAACGAAUGGCGCUCACGCAGGAGAAUGUCGCCUGAAUAGCCCCCAAAGUUCCUCGCUGUUUGUUAUCUGUCAAGUUACAGGUAGGAAGCCGUGUUGGUCUGCCGCAGUCGAAGCAAAAUAAAAAAAUUCCUUCCAGUAGCACCUUAGAGACCAACUAAGCUUGUUAUUGGUAUGAGCUUUUGUGGGCAUGCACGCGAAAAGUAUAUGAAGAAGUAUCUGAAGAAGUGUGCAUGCACACGAAAGCUCAUACCAAUAACAAACUUAGUUGGUCUCUAAGGUGCUACUGGAAGGAAUUUUUUAAUUUUAAAUUUUUCAGUUUAUUCAGCUGGUUUAAAAAGAAAAGAACACCUCUUAGCCAUGUAAGAACGACCCCAGUAGAUCUGACUGGGGGAAAUCAGAGGAAUUUGCAAGCAGAAGUAGGGACAAAAAUGAAAUUAAGGAAAAGACCAGUACGUUUGGGGGACUGGGAAGCAGGACCGGCAUAGAGGCAAAGAAUGGAUAGAGGGUCGGAUAAAGAUACCCGGUACAGGGCUUCAGAGUCAACCCGAGCAUCUGUUUCUGACGCUUGGCUUGGAGCAGUGCAGUUAGAAGCGUAGAGAGUGCCCCUGAGCAGGUGCAGAGUAUACCCUCCUCGUCACUAACCACAGUCUUCUCACACCCGGGAUGUAGAAGAUGGUGUCACAAUUUCCCGGCGUGUCUUUUCCUAGCAAUUAAGCAUUGGCUGGAAUGUUUAUUGGGAGAGUUUUCUUAUCAGGCUGGGUCAGAGUUAACAGCUGAGUUCACCAGAGUUUAGCCCCGGAUCCUGUUUAACUUUACGGACCACGUGAAGCAGUAGUUCGGUUGAUACGUUUAUCCGAAAUAAAUCCAGUGGGAGAAUUACCUGUUUGCCAAGGCAACGCACACACUUGUAACCUAAAACUUGCAAGUGGGUCCCUGCAACAAAAUGUUGCACCAUUAAGUGUUUCUUGUUCAGAGUUCCCGUCAUUCUAUUCCGCUCUCUUUCCUUCGUUGUCCUUCCUUAUCUCCCAAAGCCAGUAUCCCCGUACCCACUGAACAUACCCAGUCCUCAUUUGGCUGAAUUUGAGGUUUUUCUCUCCUUUUAGGGUUUUUUCUUGGGGGGGGUGUAAUUUUAAAAAAUUAAAUUAUUUUCUCCACUAAUGCCUACGGGCAGAGUUCCCCACCUUCCUGGAGACAUUGAAAAAUAGCUUCUCUGUGUGAACCAGGAAGUGACCUAUCUAGACAAUGAGAUGGUUCUUUCUGCCCUUUAUCUCUCUCUGCGUUUCUCUGUCCUCCUGUCCUGUUCCAGCCUCUCCACUCCAGUUGUCAGGUUUUUUUCUACUCAACAUUCGGUGCCUUUGAACCAUUAUGAGAAUGGUGUGUGUGUGUAGGUUUUGCGCAAAAGGUUAGUGUGCGCUUUUGGUACUUGUGCAAGUAGCCUGCAUUUCUUUCUGUCUUCUUUCUCGAGCGUUGGAAUUGCAAUUUUGGCAGGAGAACGGAUGGCAUGGUAUUAGUAUCAAGAUAAAACUAUUAAAACUAAGAUGCCUUAAAACUACAAAUAAUAAUAAGCAAUAGUAUUGUUAGCCGCCAUAGGCUCCUGCAGGAGAAGGGCAGUAUAGGAGAACGAAUAUUCCAUUAAUAAUAUACAAACAGCGGCGAACUGAUUUGAUGUGUUACUCUUGUAAGCCGCCUUGGGAGCGGUUGUGGAUGAAAGGCGGUGUACAAAAAAGAAGUAAAUAAACAGAAACGGUUAAAGGUGGGGGGGGGACUGGUAAAGUUGUUUUAAAGGGCAAUGGCGAAUAAUGCAAAAGUGUCAUCGUGGGCCCCAAUUGUCACAACACAAUCUUCUACGAUUCUAGAUUGGGGCGAAAGAGUAGGAGCCCUCACACCAGUGGCCAUACUCCUAGAAUGUUCCUGAAGAAAAGCCUGCCUUUGAGCAUCUGCAGAGUGCACCUAUCCCUGACUGCUUGAUAGCCACAGGCCUGUUCCCACAGACCCUGCAGGUGGUGUGGAAACGGGAGAAUAAUCCAAAGCUCCCCCGUGGGUGGGCGUGUAUGUGCUUCUGAUUUUAGACCCGAGGGGGCUGCAAUUCUAACGCAUGGCUUCCUUGCUUCCUCCCCCCCCCCUUGCUUUGGCCUUGUGGCUCUGAACAGCGACCGUGUCCGACUACGGCUUGGCCGUCCACGCCAGCACCAUCCGGACCAACUUCACCACCAAGCAGCUUACGGAGCUGGAGAAGGAAUUCCACUUCAGCAAGUACCUGACCCGAGCCAGGCGGGUGGAGAUCGCGGCCACGCUGGAGCUCAACGAGACCCAGGUGAAGAUCUGGUUCCAAAACAGAAGGAUGAAGCAGAAGAAGAGGGAGAAGGAGGGUCUGGCCGGAGCCCCCACCGCCCUCAGCGGCUCGGCCAAGGAAGCCAGCGAGCCGGCCUCGGACAGAUCCAGCCGGUCCUCCACGCCCGACGCUUCGCCCAGUUCCGUGUCCUCUUAA